Molecule: messenger RNA, 726 nt
Organism: Naegleria fowleri
Lineage: Eukaryota; Heterolobosea; Eutetramitea; Acrasida; Naegleriidae
Exons: 2
Coding region: 1-726 (241 amino acids)
Biological process (GO): protein targeting to ER
Cellular component (GO): membrane; signal peptidase complex
Source: RefSeq, a predicted model, not a curated record
AUGCAACAGCGAGUCUCUCCUUCCACACGCGGAAGCCUUCAUCCUUCCAUGAUGAUGGAUGAAGAAUCAAUGGUGGUUUCAUCCUCAUCAUCAUCGGCAAUACCACCAACAACCACUACACAACAUUCAACAUCAUCAACGGCCUCUUUAUCAAAUAAUACGGAGGAAAAUACUUCAAGUAAAAACAAACCAAUCAUCAAUGUGUAUGAUUUGUACUCGGUGAAGUACAUGUUGGACUCUUUUGUAAGAUCGGUAUUGAUUGAGGAAAAGUCCUUUAAAGAGGAUCAUACUUUGAGUAAUUUUAAAUUAAUAACAGGAUUUUUAGCUUGUGGUGGAGCAAUUAUGGCCUAUUUUACAAAAACACCGCUCUAUGCAUUAUUGUUGUGUAUUGCUUACGUAUCAGUCAUUUUAAUAUUGGCAUUGAACAGCUACUUUUUUGAGAAAGGAACCUUUGCUCUAGCUUACUCUUUGCAAUAUGGCUUUAUUCGUGUCGAGAGUGACAUUUAUGAUGAGGAUGAAGAGGAAGCCGAAAAGAGAAAUUGUCCCAAGUAUCAAAUCAUUGUACAUUUUCCUUCACCCUCCUCUCUGACCUCGAAAUAUAAAUCAUCCAAUUGCACAGUCUCUCACUCAUGGUAUCUCAAUGACCUAUUUGAUGAAAAUGGCAAUUUUGAUAAGAGGGAAGUGAGAAGAGCUGUCCUUGAUCUUAUCAAAAAGAAAGGACAAUAA